Molecule: messenger RNA, 3513 nt
Organism: Daphnia pulicaria
Lineage: Eukaryota; Metazoa; Arthropoda; Branchiopoda; Diplostraca; Daphniidae
Product: proton myo-inositol cotransporter-like
Exons: 13
Coding region: 972-3035 (687 amino acids)
Biological process (GO): transmembrane transport
Cellular component (GO): membrane
Molecular function (GO): myo-inositol:proton symporter activity
Source: RefSeq, a predicted model, not a curated record
CGAGUUGUUUCUAGUGGUCGGUUGGGUUUUCGAGUGGCUCAAGUUCCAGUUAAGAAAAUAAAAGUGAGGUUUGACCUACUUUGUCGUUUCUUUUUUCUUUCUCGUAAAACAACAAUGAAUGUUUUCGGAUCUCCAUAGCCCGAAGGGGGUGUUCUAUACUGUUGUAUGGUCAGCUGUGUGUGUGAGAGAGUAAUUCGGUUAGAUGUUUCAUUUCCUGUUGGAGUGACGGACAAAAGCACGAGGAGAUAUGCCCAAAUUACAAAACUACUCUAUACCGUGUUGAACUAAACGAUCAGUUCCCCCCCUAGCCCACUCUUUUUUAAAUGAUCAGAACCCAAUGACAUGACAAAGAAUUUCCCAAGUAAAACUGGUUUUUGUGUCAGACUUGUCAGACGCCAUGCACAUUUUUCUUGACUUUCUUUUAAUAGAAAAUGUGUGUGUUUAGUUCGCUUCCUUUUACGUAUGCGUCUGCUGCUUUUUCGUAGAAAGUUGGCUGCUUGUGCAAAUGUCAUUGUACUGUAGAGGGCGGAGUGUAGUCCGAAUAUGAAAGCGGCUAGUCUUGUUUCUCGGCCCAUUUUUUCGACUCGGGUCAAAUGGCCGCUUCAACUUUCGACCGCUUUCUCUCUACAACAGAAAAAGAAUUUUCUCAAAAAACAUGCCGACGCUUGCGCUGUGCUCUGCUCCAUUACGCUAGAAGCGUUAUUCGACUAAAGGGUAGGGGGGGGGGGGACCAUCAGCUGAAAACGUUUCCCAGUCAGUCGAGAUUCAAACGUUGAGCGGUUAGCAACAACAACAAAAAAGGAAAAACAACUUUCUUUUUUUUAUUUUCGAAAAAUAUAGUCGUUUUGGUUUUGUUUUCGAGUGGUGAAACAACCUCGUUCGACUGUGGUUGUUGUUGUUUUGGUGGUUUCAACGUGUGUCCUUGAGUGUGUGUGUGUGCAUUCAACGUUUGAUUCGUCAGCAACAGAAAAAUGGUGGGUGAGAGUGGCGACGUUGGUUCGAAAAGAAACGACCACGAGGACGACGCCACGAUUCCAUUAAAGUCAACUGGGCAGCAACAAUUGCCCACAAGUCCAUGCGACGAUGACGACAUGAUCAAUUCGAGUAAUUACUCUUCGUCGUCGUCGAAAUUCGUCUACGUAUUAGCUUUCUUUAGUGCCAUCGGAGGAUUCCUAUUCGGUUACGAUACUGGGGUCGUCUCGGGUGCCAUGCUCAUAAUUCGGAAAGAGAUGGAAUUGACUAAUGGAUGGCACGAGGCGAUCGUCUCUGCCACCAUUGCAGCCGCCUGGAUUUUCUCGCUAUUCGGUGGCUAUCUCUCGGAUCGACUGGGUCGUAAACCUGUCAUCCUGGCUGCCAGCGUCGUCUUCACGGCCGGUUCCAUCGUAAUGGGAGCAGCCGAUGGCAAAGAAGGGCUCCUAGCUGGACGAAUCAUCGUGGGCGUCGGAAUUGGUUGGAUGUCGACGACCGUGUCCGUCUACAUCGCCGAAACCAGUCCGGCACAUCUUCGCGGCCGCCUGGUGGCCUUCCAGAGCGUCUUGAUAACGAUGGGCCGUUUCUGCGGAGCCUUGGCAUCGGCCGUGGCGUUCACACUCUACCCGCCCGUCACCGGACGCAAAGAGCCCGUCCUUAUGAUGACAACCGACUUGCUAACAUCAACCAAAGCUGCUGGCGGCGCUCAUCACUCUCAUCAGUGGCCAUUCCGUCUUCAAUGGCUGGACGUCUUGAAUUUCUCCAGCCGCAGGUACAUGCUGGGCAUCGCCGCCAUUCCGGCCGUGAUCCAGUUUGUCGGAUUCCUUCUGAUGCCCGAGAGUCCACGUUGGCUCUUUAGUCAUGGCAAACCGGAUGAGGCCCGCAAAGUUUUGCAGCGCAUCCGCGGACCGUGCCACAACAUUGACGACGAACUGGAAGCUAUUAAAGCCUCGGUGGACGAGUCAGAGCGCGAACUCGAGUACCGACGUCAAAGAGGCCAAACGGCCAACGUUCUCAUCCAAAUCCUUCAAAGUCCGCCCGUCCUGCGGGCCCUCUUCCUCGGCUGCCUCCUGCAAAUGUUCCAGCAAAUUGCCGGAAUCAACACGGUCAUGUACUACAGCGCUACCAUCAUUCAAAUGGCCGGAUUCUACGACACGUCCAAAGCCAUUUGGCUGUCGGCCCUGGUGGCCUCCGUCAAUUUCAUCUGCACGUUUCUCGGAAUCUACUUGGUGGAGAAGGUGGGCCGGCGUCGGCUCACGCUCGGCUCACUCCUGGGCGUCGUCCUCUCACUGGCCUUCCUCGCCGUCGGAUUCAUGAUUGUCGAUUCCAACGCUUUCUCCGUCACGGAAUUCUAUAACGACAAGAACGAUCUCUGCAAUUCCGCUUCGGAAUGCAACGAGUGCAACUCCAUCGUUGAUUGCGGAUAUUGUUUCAUGGACGAUCCGGCCAACGGCGGUGUCUCCAAAGGAUCCUGUCUCCUGUCCAAAGAGAAUUCCACCUUUCUCUCCGACUACGGACCGUGCAGCAAUUUAUCCAGCACGGCUGGGCUUAGCAGUAGCAACGCCGCUGGCCAUUCGGGAUUCAUUUACGCUUAUGGAUGGUGCCCAUCAACCUACGGCUGGAUCACCGUCCUGGGAUUGAUGACUUACCUCCUCUUUUUCGCUCCAGGUAUGGGACCGAUGCCGUGGACCAUCAACGCUGAAAUUUAUCCAUUAUGGGCCAGGAGCACUUGCAACAGCAUCGCCACGUCGACCAAUUGGUUCUUCAAUUUCCUUGUUUCCAUGACCUUUUUGACAAUCACCGAAAUCCUCACGCGUCAAGGUGCUUUCAUGUUUUACUGCGCUCUAUCGACCGUUGGCCUGCUCCUCUUUUGGUGGCUCCUGCCGGAGACCAAGGGCCGGACGCUGGAAGAGAUGGAAGUGGUUUUCAGUCGGCCCAGGACUUGCCCAAGGCCCUGGGACAGCUGGAAAAUCAAGAAAUCCAAAACGGGAGACAGCGGCGCUUGCCCCGAAGCGGGUGGUGAAUCCAGCAAGAAUGUCCAAUUCCACGAUUCGAGUCGAAUUUGAAUCGCACCGACAUAUCUCCUUACAAAGGGUAACUACCGAGAGCUUGACCCAAUUUUUUUUUUUUAAUGACGCGUCAUCCCUCGUAUUACAAAUUAAAAUGUUGAUCAGAGGCCACAAGAAUUCGUCGUGCAAACCAAAACCACAAAACACACACAAUUUAAACCAGAUUUUUAUAAUUUUUCACUCUAAUUGUUGUUUCUAUAAAAAUGGAAGAUAGGAACAAGAUCUGCAUUUCUUUUUGCUUUAUUGUGUGAUUUUUUUACUAUUAAGUGCGUCAUUGGAUAUUUCUUUCGUUCUAAAAAUUCGCUUUUCUCGAGUUUUUGUGUUUUUAUUUUCAAUUUCUCCCAUUUGAUUUUUGUUUUGCUUUCCAUUUCAAAUGUGAUGGAUCAUUAUUCUGUUAUUAGCGUGACUGUGUAUCUGUGCGUUUGCGCCGAGAUUUAUAAACGAGAAAUCCCCAGACAAAAAUCCAAAAAGAAUU